AUGAUUAGAUUCUCAUUGAAGAAAGCAUCACAAUUAUUGGGAAAACAAUUCCAAGCUUUCUCCACACAAUAGAAUCUCAUAGAAAUAUUUAUAGAUGACGUACCUCACAAAGUUGAUCCAUCAGCAACAAUAUUUUAAGCAUGUUAUUCAGCAGGUGUAAUCAUUCCCAGAUUCUGUUAUCAUGAAAGAUUAGCAGUAGCAGGAAAUUGUAGAAUGUGUCUAGUCGAAGUUGAAAAGUCACCAAAACCUGUGGCAGCUUGUGCAGCAUAAGUCGCACCUGGAAUGAAAAUACUCACAAAAAGUGAGAAGACAAGAAUAGCAAGAGGAGGUGUUAUGGAAUUCAUGUUAGCAAAUCACCCAUUAGAUUGUCCCAUCUGCGAUCAAGGAGGAGAAUGUGAUUUACAAGAUAUUUCAGAGCAAUAUGGUUAUGGAGAUAGCAGACAUAACGAAUACAAGAGAGCUGUAGAGGAUAAGAAUUUUGGUCCUCUUGUUGCUACUAGUAUGAACAGAUGCAUUCAUUGCACAAGAUGUAUUAGAUUUUCAGAUGAAUAUGCUGGUGUAACUGAAUUAGGAACUAGUGGAAGAGGAAGGAAUACCGAAAUUGGUACAUACAUUGACAAAAUGAUCACUAGUGAAUUAUAAGGAAAUCUUGUUGAUGUCUGUCCAGUUGGUGCUUUAACCAAUGGACCAUAUGCAUUCACAUCCAGACCUUGGGAAUUAAAAUCAUAUGAUUCUAUUGAUGUUUUUGAUACUAUCCUUCCACUUAUUCAAAUUGACACCAGAGGAGCUGAAAUUAUGAGAGUGUUACCAAGAAUUCAUGAGGAAGUCAAUGAGGAAUGGUUAAAUGAUAAAUCAAGAUAAGCCUUUGAUGGAUUGAAAAAAUAAAGAUUAACACUACCAUUGGCAAGGGAUGCUCAAGGCAAUUUUACAGAUUUAUAUUGGCCAGAUGCCAUUUAAUAAGCAGCUAAAAAGUUGUAAUCUGUUAAAGGAGAAGAAAUUGUUGGAGUCAUUGGAGAAUUUGCUGAUUGUGAAUCAAUUGUUGCUUUGAAGGAUUUAUUGAAUAGAUUUGAUAGUGACAAUUUUGAAAUUAGAGGAACAGGUGUCCCCUAAUUAGAUGCAGACUUUAGAGCCAAUUAUUUAUUCAAUUCUAGAAUCACAGGAAUUGAAGAAGCUGAUGUACUUUUAUUAGUUGGUACCAAUCCAAAGAUUGAAUCUCCAUUAUUGAAUUCUAGAAUCUUAAGAGCUACAAGAAAGAAUAACUUAAAGGUAUUUUUAAUUGGACCAGCAAAUGAUUUAACAUAUAAUUAUGUCCAUCUUGGAAAUAAUGCUUCAAUUCUUGAUGAAAUUGCUAAUGGCACUCAUCCAUUUGCUGCCAGACUCAAAUCUGCUAAAUUGCCUAUGAUUUUAACAGGAGCAGGUGUCUUAGAAAGAGUUGAUGGAAAUGCCAUUCACAAUGCAUUAAAAAAGAUUGCACAAAAUUCACCAGUAAUCAAUGCAUAAUAAGGAUGGAAUGGUUUCAAUCUAUUACAUAAGGAUGUUGGAAGAAUUAAUGCUCUUGAAUUAGGAAUCACAGCUAGAAGUAGCAGUGUACCACCAAAAGUUGUUAUUCUAUUAGGAGUUGAUAAUAAUUUGAAUGCUUAAGACAUUCCAAAGGAUGCCUUUGUCAUUUACAUUGGUAGCCAUGGAGAUGAAGGUGCUUAUUAUGCUGACCUCAUAUUGCCAGGAGCUACAUAUACUGAGAAGAAUGGCACAUAUGUUUCAACCGAAGGAAGAGUCUAAACCACCAAGUUGGUAGCACUCCCUCCAUCAGGAGCAAAAUCAGAUUGGGAAAUCUUGAGAGCCUUAUCCGAGGAGUGUGGAUGUGCCUUGCCUUAUGAUAGUUUAGAGGAAGUUAGAUAUAGAAUUGCUGAAUUGGCUCCCCAUUUAUUGAAAUACGAUUACAUUGAGUCUAGUGUUUUGGGAUAGGUUGCAUUAAAGCCUGAAUCAUCAAAACAAACCAUUUCAGCCACUCCUUUCAGGGAUCUUAUUGAUAACUUCUAUAUGACUGAUGCUAUUUCUAGAUAAUCAGUUACUAUGGCUAAAUGCUCUACGGCAUUUAAUCCUCAUAAAUUUAGCACAUUUAAAUAAUUAUGAUAUAAUAUCCAAAAAAUGAUAGCAAUAACAUAUAUAAUUAUAU
Molecule: messenger RNA, 2176 nt
Organism: Paramecium tetraurelia
Lineage: Eukaryota; Ciliophora; Oligohymenophorea; Peniculida; Parameciidae
Exons: 7
Biological process (GO): ATP synthesis coupled electron transport
Cellular component (GO): membrane
Molecular function (GO): iron-sulfur cluster binding; NADH dehydrogenase (ubiquinone) activity
Source: RefSeq, a predicted model, not a curated record